AUGGCCGCAAUGCAGGAUCCAGUGGACGAGAUCCAGUAUCAAUUCCCGCCGAUGAUCGAGUGGUGGGUGAACUCGGGGUUUGGUAAGCCUAUGGACGAGAACAUGAUCCAUCGCUACUUUGCCGGCUCCCCGUUCUUCGACUCUACCACGAAGAAUGGUCUCAUCUUGCUGCAGGCGGAAAAUGACAUGCACGCUUACAAUCUCUCAUGGAAUCGCCAAGCACUCGAGGACAACCUUCGAAAGCGGGCUGGGACCGAGUACAUGAUUGUAGGACAGCCUCAGCCACAUCCCGAUCCUGCUUUAGCAGCUCAGGGGCUCACUACCGGCGUGUACACUAUCAGGAAACAAGACAGACAACGAGCGUCAGGAGACGUGUAUGUGCGGCCACCUCACGUGCUGACAGAGAAGGACUCCGACGGCAAAGGUCUCUGGGGACUCACGAUCCUGGGCACUUACUUUCUGCUGGGCGAGGCAGUCUAUCAAGCGCCAAGCGUGUUUGAUAUCGUCGGAAACCGAUUAUUAGCUGCUGCGAGUAGCCUGAAGAAGUUCUACGAAACAGCCGACUGUCUGCCAAGAUAUACUCCGGCGAUAGGCUACCAUUAUCUCCCACGCAGCUCGAAGCCGGCCGCCGCAACAACGUCUGUCCCGGGAACCCCAGCCAGAUCACGAGAAGGCAGCCUGGCUCCAGCGACCGACUCGCAAUCGCUAAGAUUGGGCUCUGUACAACCAGAUGCGCAGGCUGGAACGACGGCAGCUGCAGUGACUCAGCAAGAGACCAACCUUCUGGCCAAGUCUCUCGAAGACUCCAUCCGGUAUGGCGAUGAGUACACCGACGAGAACCCUCUCCUUGGAGCACCAGGCACAUUUUACUUUCAAUCAUCCAACACCGAAGUCAGGAAGCGCAGGGAGAAGGAAGCAGCUGGGUUGAAGGCUCAUCUUGAGCAGACCAUGACGGCGAAUGCUCCAGCAGCAGUGUCGACUGCCGAUGAUGCGCCCAAAGCUCCAUCACCACCCGCUGUCUUCACCCAAGAAAAGGUUCUCAAGGCAGAGAAAGCGAAUGGAGAGAGGAAGGGUAGCAAGUCCAGCAAGAAGGAUCGUAGGAAGAGCAGACCUGCCACGAGUCCGACCACUCCCGCUAGCGCUACGAGUCCGCAGGCACUGUCAUCGGCGUCAUGA
Molecule: messenger RNA, 1176 nt
Organism: Fulvia fulva
Lineage: Eukaryota; Fungi; Ascomycota; Dothideomycetes; Mycosphaerellales; Mycosphaerellaceae
Product: Mediator of RNA polymerase II transcription subunit 6
Exons: 1
Coding region: 1-1176 (391 amino acids)
Biological process (GO): regulation of transcription by RNA polymerase II
Cellular component (GO): core mediator complex; mediator complex
Molecular function (GO): transcription coactivator activity
Source: RefSeq, a predicted model, not a curated record